AAUUUGUGUACCGUAAUUCGAUGCAUAAAAUAUAUAAAAGUGCCCGCCCUCUCUGCAUAUCUUUAGCUUUUCAUUCUCUUUCGUCAUGAAGAUCACCGCUGCCUUCCUCGGCCUUGCUGCCGCCAUUGCUUCAGUUCAAGCUGCUCCUGCUACCAGUGGCUUAGCCGCUGCCCCCCUUGUUCAGCCCAAGACCUACACUCUACCUGUCAAGGUCAAUCCUCAGUUCAGUCGCAGUGCAAAGGCUUCGGUCUGGAAGACAGCCAACAAGUACCAAAAGUAUGUCCAGUCGAAGAAAACCUCUGUCCUCGCUAGCACUGGAAGUGUUAAUAUGACAGAUGUCCAGAACGAUGUUGAAUACUACGGCAUCGUAAAGGUUGGCACCCCUCCCCAAUCAUUCAAGUUAGAUUUCGAUACUGGUUCUUCGGAUCUAUGGUUUGCAUCGACUUUGUGCUCAUCUACCUGUUCAGGAAAGACAAAAUACGACUCCUCCAAGUCCUCCACAUAUAAGAAAGAUGGCCGCUCAUGGUCUAUUACUUAUGGUGAUGGCUCCACAUCAUCUGGUAUUCUUGCUACCGACACUGUCAACCUUGGUGGAUUCUCUAUCAAGAGCCAAACCAUUGAACUCGCAAAGAAAAUAUCCAGUUCUUUCUCAAGCGAUCCUAUCGAUGGCCUCCUUGGUCUUGCAUUCGACUCCAUCACCACAGUUAGUGGUGUAAAGACCCCUGUGGAUAACCUCAUUUCCCAGAAGUUGAUCAGUCAGCCCCAAUUUGGUGUCUUCUUGGGCAAGGAAUCCAAUGGCGGUGGCGGUGAAUAUGUCUUUGGUGGUUAUGACAGCACCAAGUUUAAAGGAAAGCUUACCACUGUCCCCGUUGAUAAUUCCCAAGGAUUUUGGGGAAUCACAGUGUCAUCCACCACUAUCAACAGCAAGUCAGCCUCCAGCUCUUUCUCCGCCAUUAUCGACACCGGAACUACUCUCCUACUCUUCACCAACUCAGUUGCUGCCAAGGUUGCUGCUGCCUAUGGAGCGACCGAUAACGGAGAUGGAACUUAUGCUAUCUCCUGCGAUGCCUCCAGCCUUUCACCGUUGUCAUUCAAAAUCAAUGGUGCUACCUUUUCUAUUCCUGCAGAAGAUCUUAUUUUUGAAAAUGACGGCGGCAGCUGCAUCGCUGGUUUUGGUUAUGCCAGUUUGCCCUUCGCUAUUUUGGGAGAUGUCUUCAUUAAGAACAACUAUGUUGUCUUCCAGCAAACUUCUUCACCAUCCGUUCAAAUAGCUUCCAUUGAAUAAUUUUGAUCUGGAAUCCGCUGCAAGUCGGCAGAUAUAAUCAUAAUGGCAAUGGUCUGACUUAUUUAACAAAUAAAGUACAUGAUAAUAUUAGCUCUACAACUAUCCUAUCUGCUUGCAUGCACAUCAGUGUUCGUGACAUAGAACCGGCUCUAGUUACAUAUCAGACUGGCGAAGUGAUGGAUCCCAUGUG
Molecule: messenger RNA, 1475 nt
Organism: Umbelopsis ramanniana AG
Lineage: Eukaryota; Fungi; Mucoromycota; Umbelopsidomycetes; Umbelopsidales; Umbelopsidaceae
Exons: 3
Coding region: 86-1285 (399 amino acids)
Biological process (GO): proteolysis
Molecular function (GO): aspartic-type endopeptidase activity
Source: RefSeq, a predicted model, not a curated record